UCCAUACGUGACAUUCUUAAGGAACUGGCUGCGGAUAUAAACAGUAGGUAGAGGUGUUGUGGUCGCAGUUCAAGCUGGCGACCACAGAAGAAAAACCUUGACCGAAAUGGUAAAAGCGAGCCUCUUCGUCGCCGCGGUAGCCUCCUCUAUUAUAAUAUCCAUUAUAAUACCAACCUGCUGCGGCCUCGAGGCACAAUUAAAAAAAUAUGUAUUUAACAACAAUGGACUUGGAACAUACAGCUUCGAGUAUGAAACGCAAGACGGCACAUACAGAAGGGAAGAUGGCGGCUUCGUGAACGGACCAGAUGGAUCUCUCGUGGUCCGGGGUGAAUACGGCUAUAUAGACCCGAGCGGCCGCCCCUUCGCCUUGCGGUACAUUGCCGACGCCAACGGUUUCCAACCCGUGUUAGACGACGACACGAGAUUCAACGAUAGAAGGAUCUUAUGAAAUAAUCUUUGUUUAUUGUAGAUAACGAAUAUUGUUGAAAAAUUAUAAUUUUAUUAAACAAACUGAUCAGUAAUCAAAAGGUUUCAUAUUAAAAUUUAUAUAAGUGUAAUAAAUACUUCAAUAGGAACAUGGAUAAAGUCUAUACCAUGAUACAAAUAAGUGCUUUAUUUAUAAAGAACUCAUCCACGUGAGGAACGUGUUAAAACAAACGUUAUUUUUUAACACCACGCUACUAAUAACAUAGAUAAAUAAGUUAAGCAUAGAGUGCUUAGUCCAUUGAUAAAAACUUACUUGUAAUAAAAUGUUAUCUAAAUAAGUAUAAAGUAUUAAACGAGUUUGAAAUUUAUUAAUAAUACGUUUUACCAUACAAUCUAUUAUUUAUUGAGUAGGUAAGGAAACUGAUGCAUGAAGUGAGCCUUUUAAGUUUACUUAUUUUUAGAUUUCUGUACCCCAAAUGAAAAAAAUGGAACCCUUAUAGGAUCACUUUGUUAUCCGUCUAUCCGUCCACCCAUCUAUCUGUCUGCCAAGACCCUUUAUCUCGGGAACGUUUGGAGGUAUCGAGUUGAAAUUAAAACCAUAUACUCAAGUCUACAGCCCCUUGAAGCUGUAAAAAAAAAAACAAAUUCCUAAGUUAACGUAAAAAAAUAUAUAGCCGUUUAUGCCACAAGUAACGUAUAUUUCUACACCUUCAAGGAAAUCUAUUUUUUAUGCUAAUAAGAGACAGACCCCGUCAUUAUCACGAUGUCCAUAAAAUUUAAAGUCCAUAAAAUUCACAGGAAGAGUCGCUAAUGAUUACGCUAUUUACAUACGUGCUUUCUUGUUAUGUUUACUAAAAUUGCUUUAACUAUUAAUACAACUCUGAAUGACUGCAUCAGUGUCAACACAACGGUCAGUUUAGGACGAUAACUACAGACCGUCAGUUUAAAAGUUACAUAAUGACAAUAUUACGACACUUUUGAUAUAUAAACGAAAUGAUUCACCCAAAUACUUGAGC
Cydia pomonella (codling moth) is the source of this 1442-nucleotide messenger RNA. RefSeq names its product endocuticle structural glycoprotein ABD-5-like. Lineage: Eukaryota; Metazoa; Arthropoda; Insecta; Lepidoptera; Tortricidae. The coding region runs from base 107 to 448 and encodes 113 amino acids. Gene Ontology annotation, molecular function: structural constituent of chitin-based larval cuticle. The transcript is spliced from 3 exons. The record is from RefSeq and is a predicted model, not a curated record. Gene Ontology annotation, cellular component: chitin-based extracellular matrix.